Myiozetetes cayanensis is the source of this 2401-nucleotide messenger RNA. RefSeq names its product rhotekin (gene RTKN). NCBI's taxonomy places the organism in Eukaryota, Metazoa, Chordata, Aves, Passeriformes, Tyrannidae. Gene Ontology annotation, biological process: actomyosin contractile ring assembly; mitotic cytokinesis; septin ring organization. Gene Ontology annotation, cellular component: actomyosin contractile ring. The record is from RefSeq and is a predicted model, not a curated record.
GAGUGACGGCCCCUGGGUCUCCCGGUGUCCCCGGGUGUGUCCCGGUGCAUCCCGGCGUGUCCCACCUGUCCUACGUGCUCCGCGGAACCCCCCGAAGGCUCCGGCCCCCGGGACCACCCUUGGCUUCCCCCGGAGCACCGGGACCUCCCGGAAGGCUCCGGACCAUCUGGGACCCCCGGAGCACCGUGACGCUGAAACCUCCCGCACUACUCAGACCUCGGGACCCCCCGGGACCCCUCGGAGCGCGGACCCCUCCCCCGGACCACUGGCAGCCUCUAAACCCCAGGACUCCCCGCAACACCCCGGGCCCUGCAGAGCACCGAGACCCCCGGGACCGCCAGGACCCCGCGGAGCACCGGGACCCCUCCGGCCCCCCCGGGCCGCCCCGGCCCCCCGCCCAUGUUCCGGCGGGACCAGCGCAGCCGCGCCACCGUGGCGCGGGGGUCGGCGCUGGACAUGGAGCUGCGCCGGGGCCGCUGCCGCCCCCCCGACCCGGCCCCGCAGGAGCCGGAGCUGCAGCGGGCGCUGGAGCGGGCACUGCGGGUGCGGGAGGGGGCCCGGAGGCUCCUCCCCGCCUGCAGCCGCCCCGAGCAGGCCCUGGAGACCACCAAGACCCUCGUGCUGUGCGAUGCCAGGGUGGUGGCGGCGGGGGGGGAGCUGCAGCGGCGCCAGGAGGCCCGGCUGAGGGGGGCCCGACGCCCCUCGGACGCCGGACCCGGGGCCGAGCGGGUGCCGUGCAGGGGCACCGUCUGCAUCUCAGACCUGCGCAUCCCGCUGAUGUGGAAGGACACCGAGUACUUCAGGAACAAGGGGGAGCUGCACCGCUGUGCCGUGUUCCUGCUGCUGCAGGUGGGGGCCGAGAUCCACGACACCCCCACGGUGCUGGUGGACAGGACCCUCACCGACAUCUGCUUCGAGGGAGCUGUGCUCUUCUCGGAGGCGGGCCCUGACUUUGAGCUGAAGGUGGAGCUGUACAGCGCGGGGCUGCCCGGAGGAGGGGCCCAGGGCAGCACCCCCAAAAAGCUGGCCACGCGUCUCAGCAUCCUGGGCCGCUCGGGCGGGCGCCGGGCACGGGCGGCCCUCGAGGGGGGGCUGGGCAGCCCCCCGGGCACCGCCGGCACCGGGGCCCUGCUGCUGCCCCCCCCCGGUGUCCCGUGCCCCCGGUUCCAGCUCCUGGCACACGCUGCCCUGUCCCUGGCCCAGGUGCACGACGGCUUCCGCACCCACGACCUCGUCAUCGCCGCCGACGAGCAGAGCCCCUGCUGGGUGCCCCUGUAUGGCCGCAUGUGCUGCCGCCUGGCCGCCAGACCCCGCUGUGUGGACACCCCUGCAGCGACCGGGCCCCUGCGGCUGCAGGUGCCGGGGGCUGAGGGGCCGAGCGAGCCCCCUCUGUUCUGUGUCCUGCGUGGCCCCGACCUGCUGUGCUACAGCAGCGCCCACGAGGCCGAGGCCGGGCAGGAGCCCACGCUCACCAUCGCCGUCACCAAGGACACGCGGGUGCGGGCGGAGCCGGGGGGGCGCGGGCAGCCCCCCGUGGUGGCUGUCACCAACCGGCUGGGCGGGGAGGAGGUGACCCACGCCCUGGUGGCCGAGAGCACGGCCGAGGCCCAGCGCUGGCUCGAGGCCUUCGAGCAGCACCUCUACGACUUGGGCCAGUGGAAGCAGUGCUGUGAAGAGCUGAUGCGGAUCGAGGAGCCCCCCCCACGCCGCCCCCCGGCCCCGCUGCCCCCCCAGGGCUCCCUCUACCACCAAACGGCCCCGCCGGGCCCCCCCGGCUCCCCCCCGGGCGAGGGGCUCCUGCUGCAGGAGAACGUCUCAGCCGAGAUCCGGGCGCUGCUCAGCUCCUACUACAGCGACAGGUGAUGGGGGGCACGGGGGGCAGAGACCCCCCCACCACAGCACCCCGGGGGAUGGCAAAGAGACCCCCGGGACUCCCCCCCCAGCCCACGGGGGCCUUGGGGCAGCACUGGGAGGGCCCCCGAGAACCCCAAAACCUGUGGGGGCUGUGGGGCAGCACUGGGGGGGUGAGGGAGUGACUGUAGGACCCUGAGACACCCCCCCACCUGGGGGGGCCAUGGCAGGGGCAAAAUGGGGCAUCUGGGGGAACCCCUGACCCAUCCCCCCCACCUAUGAGGGCCAUGGGGCACCUCUGGGGAACUGAGGGGAGCUGGGAUAACGGGGGGACCAUUCGCAGCCCCCACCCCACGGGGCUCCAGGAGGGGUCUGGGGGCGCUGCUGACCCCCCUUUGCCCCCCCAGCUAUUGACCCCUCGGAUGACAUCGCGGCGGUGACCGACAUCCUGACGCGGCACCGGGGGGGCCCCCGAUCGCCGGGGCCGCCCCCGUGGCUGUCGCUGUUCGAGGGGCCCCCCCUGCGCAGCCCCAGCCCCCCCCGGCGGGGC